AUGGCUGCGGAGGAGGUGCUGCAGGGCGCAGACCACUACAAGAGCGAGAUCGAACGGCUGACCCGGGAGCUCUCCGAGACGACCCACGAGAAGAUCCAGGCGGCGGAGUAUGGGCUGGUGGUGCUGGAGGAGAAGCUCACCCUCAAGCAGCAGUACGAUGAGCUGGAGGCGGAGUAUGACGGCCUCAAGCAGGAGCUGGAGCAGCUGAAGGAGGCGUUUGGCCAGUCCUUCUCCGUGCACCGCAAAGUGGCCGAAGAUGGCGAAACGCGGGAAGAGACUCUUCUCCAGGAGUCUGCAUCAAAGGAAGCCUACUACCUGGGCAAGAUUUUGGAGAUGCAGAACGAGCUCAAGCAGAGCAGGGCUGUGGUCACCAAUGUUCAGGCAGAGAAUGAGAGGCUCACUGCUAUUGUCCAAGACUUGAAAGAGAAUAACGAGAUGGUGGAGCUGCAGAGGAUACGGAUGAAAGAUGAGAUUCGAGAGUACAAGUUCCGAGAGGCGAGGCUGCUGCAGGACUACACUGAGCUGGAGGAGGAAAACAUCACUUUACAGAAACUGGUGUCCACACUGAAGCAGAAUCAAGUUGAAUACGAAGGCUUAAAGCAUGAGAUUAAACGAUUUGAGGAGGAGACAGUGUUGCUUAAUAGCCAGCUAGAAGAUGCCAUCCGGCUGAAGGAGAUUGCUGAGCAUCAGCUGGAGGAAGCUCUGGAAACUUUAAAAAAUGAAAGAGAGCAAAAGAACAAUCUGAGAAAGGAACUGUCCCAGUAUAUCAACCUCAAUGAUAGUAUGUACAAUAACCAUAUUAAUAUAUCAGUAGAUGGGUUGAAGUUUUCAGAGGAUGGGGGUGAGCCCAACAAUGACGACAAAAUGAACGGACACAUCCACGGGCCUCUGGUGAAACUCAACGGUGACUACAGAACUCCCACGAGUAGGAAAGGAGAGUCUCUGCACCCCGUCUCUGACCUCUUCAGUGAGCUCAACAUAUCAGAGAUACAGAAACUGAAGCAGCAGCUCAUGCAGGUGGAGAGGGAGAAGGCCAUUCUCCUGGCCAACCUCCAGGAGUCUCAGACGCAGCUGGAGCACACCAAGGGAGCCCUGACAGAGCAGCACGAGCGCGUGCACAGGCUCACGGAGCACGUCAACGCCAUGAGGGGCCUGCAGAGCAACAAGGAGCUGAAGGUUGAGCUUGACUGUGAGAAGGGCCGAGAUUCCGGCGAGGAGGCGCACGACUACGAAGUGGACAUCAAUGGCUUGGAGAUCCUGGAAUGUAAAUACAAAGUAGCUGUUACUGAGGUGAUAGACCUUAAAGCAGAAAUCAAAGCCUUAAAGGAGAAAUAUAAUAAGUAUGUGGAAAACUACACUGAAGAGAAGGCCAAGUAUGAGAGCAGAAUCCAGACGUAUGACGAGCAGGUGACAAGCCUGGAGAAGUCGACCAAGGAAAGCCAGGAAAAAAUGGUCCACAUGGAGAAGGAGUUACAAAGGAUGACAAGCAUAGCAAAUGAAAACCACAAUACCCUUAACACUGCCCAGGAUGAGCUGGUGACAUUUAGUGAGGAGCUGGCUCAGCUCUACCACCACGUCUGCCUGUGCAACAACGAGACGCCCAACAGGGUCAUGUUGGACUAUUACAGGCAGAGCAGGGUGACCCGCAGCGGGAGCCUGAAGGGGCCCGAUGACCCUCGAGGUCUCCUUUCCCCACGCCUUGCCAGGCGGGGGGUGGCAUCGCCCGUCGAAGCCAGGACCCCGACCGAGCAGGUGACGAAAGAGGCCGCGGAGCCCGGCAAGGAGCAGAGCCCCACAAAAACACCUUCCAUUUCUCCUGUCAUCACAGCCCCUCCUUCCUCCCCCGUGUCUGACACCAGUGACAUCCGCAAGGAGCCUAUGAACAUCUACAACCUCAAUGCCAUAAUAAGGGACCAAAUCAAGCACUUGCAGAAGGCUGUGGACCGGUCGCUGCAGCUGUCGCGCCAGCGGGCCGCGGCCCGCGAGCUGGCGCCCAUGAUCGACAAGGACAAGGAGGCCUUAAUGGAGGAGAUCCUGAAGCUCAAGUCACUCCUGAGUACAAAGCGAGAGCAGAUCGCGACCUUGAGGGCGGUGCUGAAAGCCAACAAGCAGACAGCUGAAGUGGCACUGGCCAACUUGAAGAACAAAUAUGAAAAUGAAAAAGCAAUGGUGACUGAGACCAUGACCAAGCUACGGAAUGAACUCAAGGCUCUGAAAGAAGAUGCAGCAACCUUCUCAUCCUUGAGAGCAAUGUUUGCAACCAGGUGUGAUGAGUACGUCACACAGCUGGAUGAGAUGCAGAGGCAGCUGGCGGCUGCAGAGGAUGAGAAGAAGACCCUGAACUCUCUGCUGCGCAUGGCUAUCCAGCAAAAGCUUGCCCUGACCCAGCGACUGGAGGAUUUAGAGUUCGACCACGAGCAGUCGCGGCGCAGCAAAGGCAAGCUGGGAAAGAGCAAGAUCGGCAGCCCUAAAGUAAGUGAGGAGGCAUCAGCCACCGUGCCAAGCAUAGACACUUUCCUCCUGCAUAGUCAGGGCCCACAGCAACCAAACUUACUGGUCAGCAGUGGCACUCAGAGGAAAAGACUAUUCUCACCUUCCCUUUGUGAUCAGAGCCAUCCCAGGACUUCAGGGACCUACCUCCAGAAAUUAUUAAGAGCCCCCCCUCAUCCCGCCUCCACAGAAUCAUAUCUUCUGAGGGGCCCCCCUUCCAUGAGUGAAUUCAUCCAUGGGCACCGUCUCAGCAAGGAAAAAAGGUUAACCGUGGCCAUACCAGUCCUAAUGCUCUUCCAGAAGAGCAGCCACAUUCCAGCUCUCAGUGUGCCCCUCUCAGCUGUCUCUCUAAGCCUCCUCCUUACCCCUAAUCUUCAUAUGCAACGUAAGAGAAAAUGCAAACAGAGUGGAGCUCAUGCAACAAAGGUUGGGAUUGUUCCCAACAAGUGGGUGGACAAUCCUGCCUUGUUGCUGCAUUGGCAAGUCUGGAUUCAUAUCCCCUGCUCUGGCAACUGAGGGAAGGUUGAGAAGAAGAACACAAAGCACAGAGCCCAAC
Molecule: messenger RNA, 3046 nt
Organism: Agelaius phoeniceus (red-winged blackbird)
Lineage: Eukaryota; Metazoa; Chordata; Aves; Passeriformes; Icteridae
Gene: BICD1
Product: BICD cargo adaptor 1
Biological process (GO): protein localization to organelle; microtubule anchoring at microtubule organizing center; regulation of microtubule cytoskeleton organization
Cellular component (GO): Golgi apparatus; cytosol
Molecular function (GO): dynactin binding; dynein intermediate chain binding; dynein complex binding
Source: RefSeq, a predicted model, not a curated record